AUAUAUAGAAAUUGUGUUAAAGAGGUGAAGACAUGCAAUUUGUGUUACGUGAAUAGAAAAAGAAAAGUUUGAAGAUGGCACAACAAGUGGAACUGAGAGAUGAACAUGGAAACCCUGUGAAACUCACAGAUGCAUAUGGAAACCCUGUGUGGUUAACAGAUGAGAAAGGUAACCCAGUGCACCUUACUGGUGUGGCAACCGUUGCAGAUCACACUCCUCAACACAUUCCUCUUCAUUCCAACUCUACUUCAACCUCAUUUUCUUUUGAGGAUAAUAGAACAAAAGAGAAGUGUGCAGCAGAAGGUGAAGGAGAGAUGAAGGAACAUUCACACAGCAAAGCAUCACUAAAGGAGAAGUUAGAAGAAGAAGAAGAAGAAAAGUUAGAAGCAUCACUGAAAGAGAAGUUAGAAGAAGAAGAAGAGAAGUUAGAAGCAUUACUAAGAGAGAAGUUAGAAGAAGAAUUAGAGGAAGAGAAAAAAGAGUAUUCACGCAUGAAAACAUCACCAAAAGAGAUUAAGUUAGAAGACGAUGAAGAGAAGAAGAAGAGGACAGAAGAUUCAGACAGCAGAAGUUAUAGAAAUAGUGAUGAUGGUAACAUUGAUGAACACAGAAGCACAAAAAAAGGGAUAAUAGAAAUGAUCAAAGAAAGAUUGCCAGGUCAAGGAAACUAUUAAAUAUCUAUAAUGAAUAUAUAUUCAUCAACUUAUUAUAUAUUAAGUUUUUUAUGUUAAGAAUGUAUGUUUCUGAGUUUUGUUUGAGAUAGUUAGCACAUGUAUAUAUUAAUAAGAGAAAUAUAUUAUUUCUCGUAAAC
Vigna unguiculata (cowpea) is the source of this 811-nucleotide messenger RNA. It is a transcript of the gene LEA, whose product is annotated as dehydrin LEA. NCBI's taxonomy places the organism in Eukaryota, Viridiplantae, Streptophyta, Magnoliopsida, Fabales, Fabaceae. The record is from RefSeq and is a predicted model, not a curated record.